GGUCGCCCGCACGCCACACGUUAUAGAAAGAGGCUCGGGCCCGGCCCGGCCCCUCCCGCCGCCGCCCGCUCGCCCGCCACAGACUUCUUUCCCAGACAUUUAGGAGGUCAUCCUGUGAGAUGGGAAGAGGAGGGGAGCAGCUGUUAGCCUUGACAGGGCCGUGUCCUUGCAGCAGCUGUGGUGGAGUCCUCCUGGUGCCACCAGUAGGGUCAGGAGCAGGCUGACCUCAGCAGUGGGAGAACGUGAGUCAGGUUCAUCUUGCCCUUAAUCCAUGUGGAGACCUGUUGGAAACACCUUCUAGAAACAUAACAGUUUUCAAGCCUCCUAAUAAAUCCUGUUGUGUCCAAGAAGAGCCUGUCCAAAUGAGCAAGACAUCCCAACAGAACACCGCUACAGAUGCGAAUGGAGUAAGCGUGAUUCACACCCAAGCACACACCAGUGGUUUGCAGCAGGUUCCCCAGCUGGUGCCCGUUAGUCCAGGUGGUGGAGGCAAAGCUGUGCCUCCCAGCAAACAGGGAAAGAAAAAUUCCUUUGUGGAUAGAAACAGCGAUGAGUAUCGACAGCGCAGAGAGAGGAACAACAUGGCCGUGAAAAAGAGCCGUUUAAAAAGCAAGCAGAAAGCACAAGACACAUUGCAAAGGGUCAACCAGCUCAAAGAAGAAAAUGAACGUUUAGAGGCAAAAAUUAAGCUCCUGACCAAGGAGCUGAGCGUACUGAAAGACUUGUUCCUCGAGCACGCGCACAAUCUUGCAGACAAUGUGCAGCCUGUUGGCACUGAAACCACCACAACAAAUCCAGAAAACAAUGGACAGUAAACACUGCUGCAGCUUUAUGAUGUGAACUCUUGAGGUGCAGCUUGUCUGCAACAUCCAUGCAGUAACCAAGCAAAAACUUCUAGCCAUCCUUUUGUGGAGAUUUUCUUCUUUUUAGGUUUAACACUGAAGAUUUGAUAAAACUAAACCAGAAACAUUAGAUUAUUUGUCUUAAAUAUUUUUCUCCUAUAAAGAUUCAUCUAGUAAGUGCAGAGCUAAAUUCAUAGUAAACAAGGAGCUUGGUAUUAGAGAAAUAGCAUUUUCACAGAAAUGUUCACUUACCCUUUUUUUUUGCUAGCUUGCAAAAUGGGAGGAAUCCAGCACGAUUGUUCACUGUAGUAUCAGGAACUUAUUAUUGGAUAAAAUGUCUUUUAAAUACCUUUCAGUCUAUUUAAGCCCUUUGUUUUCUCCAUUACACAUUACACAGCUGCAGAGGCUGUGGAGGGUGUUUUCUGUUUGGUGGGCUACUUUAAAUCUGUACAGCAAGUCCCAUGAUGUACCACUUAAGUCUCUCCUGUCCAGUUAUAGUUAAUGGGGAAGGAGUGGUGAACUGGGAUGCUUACUCAGGCUGUUUUCUAGAAAAAUAGCAAUAUCCUAUGAUGAUAAAUACAGGCAGUUGGCUUCCAAAUAGCAGAUGAGCCUGAAGCAUCAUGUACAAGAGGUAGAGCAGCACAGUGACAAAGCCUUCAAAGCCUGUGUUCACAUUGCUUGUAGUGACUGGGGUCUAUGAAAACAAGAUUUGGCUUUUCAGAAAAUGUCAAAAUGGUACCAAAAAACACGUGCUCUGGAAAACUGCAUUCUUACUGGGGUGCAGGUAUCAGGGAGUACAAAAUGUGCAGCUCCGCUAAGCAGUGAAAGGAGUAAGACAGCAUCUGUUCAGCCAGAAUGUACAGAUCACUGCUCACUGACAUUCAUCUCUGUUUUCAUGGCUGUUCAGGUUUGCAACCAAGAUCUUGCAGAAAUUCACAGUGAUUUAAAAAACAAAUGGCACCUAGUUUGAAAAACUGUUCGGUUGAAUUUCUGAAGCCAUCAUACAGUGGUGUGAAGAAGUACCUUCAGUCUUCUUUCAUGAAAGUUUUUCUAUAGCAACUUUUUAAAUGCUAGAGCUAAGUCUUUGCCAUGAUCCAUAAUGCAGUGGUAUGUACUAUAUUGAGGAUUUAAACAAUAAAAGUAAAGCAGGAACUUCGAUGUAACUUUAAUUUAUUUUCAUUUUUAAAUAUUUCAUUGAUGGUGUGGUUGUGUUACAGUUAACCUGUGUGUCUGGCUAGUGCAUUAUUAGACUGUUAUAAUUUCCCUCCUACACUUACCUUUUUCCUUAGAUUAUUUUGUAGGAUGCCUGUUUGCUUUAUAUCUGUCCUUAGAAAGAGAAUUUGGGUAUUAUCUCUAUGAAGAUGCUGUUAGAAAAUGAAACAUUGAAAAGUUCUUUUUGAAUUUUAAGUUUUAAUACAUGUGGAAAACUUCUAUGGAUUAUGGUAGCCUUUUUAUAAAGAUACAUUUUUUUGGUUGCAUCUUAAGUAGGUAGCAUUGAAAUAUCAGAAGCUAAUAAAAACCUUUUGCUUCUAGUGCUCAC
Messenger RNA from Calypte anna (Anna's hummingbird), 2382 nucleotides. RefSeq names its product CCAAT enhancer binding protein gamma (gene CEBPG). Lineage: Eukaryota; Metazoa; Chordata; Aves; Apodiformes; Trochilidae. Bases 363 to 815 code for a protein of 150 amino acids. Gene Ontology annotation, molecular function: RNA polymerase II cis-regulatory region sequence-specific DNA binding; DNA-binding transcription factor activity, RNA polymerase II-specific. The record is from RefSeq and is a predicted model, not a curated record. Gene Ontology annotation, biological process: regulation of transcription by RNA polymerase II; DNA-templated transcription. The transcript has 3 exons.